This is a messenger RNA of Laetiporus sulphureus 93-53, 723 nucleotides long. RefSeq lists its product as uncharacterized. Bases 1 to 723 code for a protein of 240 amino acids. NCBI's taxonomy places the organism in Eukaryota, Fungi, Basidiomycota, Agaricomycetes, Polyporales, Laetiporaceae. The record is from RefSeq and is a predicted model, not a curated record. The transcript has 6 exons.
AUGGCCCGCGGUGAUGCUCCCGCUGCCGCUGCCUGCGAAGACGAAGCGUGUGUGCUCAAAAUGCAGCCUCGCAAUGACGACGGACUCGAGCCUCGAGUCGUCAUCGGGGAGGUUGAUGAUGGGGAAGAACGGAGACAGGCGCCAACGCCCAUGCUGAUGUCAAUGAUGACAGAGCGGCGAUUAGCAGUACGUGCUCGACCACUGCACGCUGCAUAUAUUGGCAUAUCUUUGCCUCUUGGUGCGCUUCGCAUUGUGCCCAUGCGCAAUGACAAUACAUUCCUCGGUCCAGCUUCUACCAAAACUGCCCCGAACAUCGGGGCCCCGACACUGGAAACCCGGAAUUGUCUUAGAAUUUGUACUGGCGUGACCGGCGGCUCUUCGUAUCGCAUUCGCAAUGUACGGUACGUUUCACACAAGUCAUGCUACGAAUUUAGAAUCACGCAUAAGACAUGCGAGUGUUUCACAAUCUCUCAGAGGACUUGGGUGAUAUACGGUCGUAAGACUUGCGAGCUUUUGCUGAUGUCAGCCCAAGUGGUCGCUGCAUUUGCAGACGGCAUUGCCCGAAGAGGAGCCUUCAUGAAACCGAGGAUCAGUGUGAAACUUCUUUUCAAGGGGGCGACCAACAACAAACACGCUUCAAGUUCUCAGAUCAAGAUCAUUGGUCAUGAAACGUGUCCUGUUCAUCCGAUGAUGAUCCGCAGUUCCGAUGCAGUCAACUUAUAG